AUUAGUCUCUUUGACAGUUAUUUGUUUUGACAUCUCGCAAUGAAAUAUCAUACUUUUAUUGGCUUUAGGAUGCUGGCUUGGGGAUUAAUUCGGUAAUUAUCUGAAGUGAAAAAGAGAAAGCCUAGAAUAAGCCGUGUGAAUCUUUCAACUUGAAACCACCAAUUCUACUCAAAGAGGGAUAUUAAAGCACUGCAUUACAGCUGACCACCAUAAAACCAAAGAAUUCAGUGCUUUUAAACAUGCCCGAAGAGAAGAAAGUGUCCAAAGGGAGCAGAGAAAAAAAUUACACCGAUUUUGAAUGCCUUGAACUGAUUCGAGCCAUAAAAAAGUACGCACACAUCAUUGAAUGCAGGAAUCUCGGCACGUAUCGAUACAAAAAUGAAGACCGAAACGCUGCAUGGGAAGCCGUGUGCCAGCAGUUUAACACUAAAACAUCACAAAAUAGGACAGUAUCUGGCUUAAAAAUGAAGUGGAAAAAUGACAAAUCAAAUAUUCGCGAUUAUAUACAAUAUUUGAAAACAUCACAAUCAAGAAGUGGUCGUGCACCUGAAGAAAUUCCAAAGCCAAAAUUCAUGAAUCUCAUCGCUGAGAUUAUGGGCGUUGAUUUCCCGGCAUUGGGACCAAUCCCAGAUGUUGAUGAACUUAUCAUGGAUACAUCAGUCCCAGUUGCUACAAAUCCAGUCAAACAAGAGCCACCGGUCGAAAAUUCAGAUUUAUCAUUCGAAGAGAUUAUGGUUAAUGAAAAUAACGACCAAUUCAAUUACGCUGCCGAUGAUACAUCGUCGAUGGACUCGUUUCAUCAAAGCACAUCACAGAAUCAGUCCUUCCAUCAUCCGAAAUCACCUUCAGCUCACCCACCGCCAGCUAAACGUAUGAGACUAGCAGAUCAAGCAUCAUUACAAUUUAAUGGCAUUCCAGCAACUAUAAAUAACAGUUCCGAGAUUCAAGAACUUCAAAUUCAACUGCUUAAGCGACAGAUCGAAGUUCAAGAGCUAAUGGCCGUCGAACUCAAAGCCAAAAUCGAAAGAACACAACAGCUCAUGCGAAUGGAUGCGGUUGAAAGUGAACUUCGGUGUAAAGAAAUUACGAAGAGAUUGGAAUCUUAGGAGUUUAGAAUUGUAGAUAUAGAAUAAUUUCGCUUUUUAUUGGAAAAUUUCUAGUAUUUGUGCAUUCGUGUUCUACUUACAUAGUUCGCACUUUUUAAUAUUAGGUUUUUAAUUGUAAAAUUAUCUUUGCCCUAAAGAAAAUAAAAUGAAACACAUUUUCCAGAACAUUUUCUGUUUGAUGGUU
Sitodiplosis mosellana (orange wheat blossom midge) is the source of this 1290-nucleotide messenger RNA. RefSeq lists its product as uncharacterized. The record is from RefSeq and is a predicted model, not a curated record. Lineage: Eukaryota; Metazoa; Arthropoda; Insecta; Diptera; Cecidomyiidae. The transcript is spliced from 4 exons. Bases 240 to 1106 code for a protein of 288 amino acids.